GUGCUUGAGAAUCGAUUCGCCCGAAUGACUCUCUUAAAAGGAGUCGUUCAAACAAAACGAUUCGUUCACGAAUCUCUUGAUAAAGCGCUUUCCGUUUCGAGCGCGCGCUGCUGCAAAACAUAUCACUACCCCAGGACACAGAGGAGAGAGGACUGACUACCUGUCCGAGAGGUGAAUGAUCGCUCCAGUGUUCUGUCAAGGACUUCAAAAUGAGACGUCUUGGGAACUGCGAUUAAAUUAGAUCACGAGAACAAGAACUGCAUAUACUGUUUGGUAUUUGAUUUGGAUCAGCGUGUGUGGUAUGGAUGAACAGUUGGUGAUGGAGGGUGCUCACAACAUCACGCAGCCCUGGUUGGGGUGGGAGGAGGUUUGCUCACUCUCGCUGGGUGGCACCACCUUCCUGAUCAUGGCCUACAGCACCAUGCUGGCUGUGGGUCUCGUGGGAAACACCUGCGUUGUCCUGGUUAUCCUGCGCCAGAAGGAGAUGCACAACGUGACUAACAUCUUCAUUGCCAACCUUUCCUGCUCCGACAUCCUCGUGUGCCUCAUAUGCCUGCCCAGCACCAUCACCUACACACUGAUGGACAGGUGGAUUCUAGGUGUGGCUCUUUGCAAAUUGACUUCGUUCGUCCAAUGUCUGUCCAUCACGGUCUCCAUCUACACCUUGGUGCUGAUCACACUGGAGCGGCAUCAGCUCAUCAUCCACCCUACUGGUUGGAAGCCAGUGCUUGGACACUCGUACCUGGCUGUGGCUGUCACCUGGAUUAUGGGAUGCUUCGUCUCGCUGCCCUUCUUUUCCUUCACCUUGUUGGUUGACUUUAAAUCCCAGAACCUCAGCAUUCCGAUGAAUCCCUCCGAUUCUCACCUGGUCUGCAUGGAAAAAUGGCCAUCGGAGGGGAACCGCUUAGCGUACACAACAUCACUGCUGGUGUUCCAAUACUGCCUGCCUCUUAUACUCAUCAGCAUCUGCUACUUGCGCAUUUUUCUGCGCCUCAGUCACCGCAAAGACAUUAUCGAGAGGACACGGGAUGCACGUCAACGAAACGCUAAACACUUCAAGCGUAUCAACGCCAUGCUAGCCUCCAUUGUGGCCCUGUUCGCCCUCUGCUGGCUGCCGCUGUACGUGUUCAACGCCAUUUUCGACUGGAACCAUGAGGCAAUCACAUGGUGCCACGAUGCUGUCUUUUCAGUGUGUCACCUCACAGCAAUGGCUUCCACAUGCGUCAACCCCAUCAUCUACGGCUUUCUAAACAACAACUUUCAGAAAGAGCUGAAGUCACUGCUGUAUCAGUGCCGAUGCUCGGGAGUUCCCCAGAACUAUGAGAGCUUCCCGCUGUCUACCGUCAGCACCGAUGUGACGAAAGGCUCCAUUCUCAGCAAUGGCUCUGACACCAUCGCUGUCUCACCGCAACAGCAAGAGAAAGAGUGUUUGUAAAUAAGCACCUCAGACAUGUGCAUUAGACUGAGUUACAGUUGUUGGCUACAUAUGCUCAGUUCUAAUCAAUAAGUCAUCAUCAGCCAACUGCUGGGUCGGAUUUGAAGAUGAUUGGUAGCAAACCAGCAUUUAUUUUGAACAGACCUCACGUUCAAAAUAAUGUAACCCUUAUGAUUUGAGGGCACUGUGUAAAUAUUGAAGAUUAUUUUUUUCUUGGCUAGAUGACAUAUCUCUCUCUAACUUUGGUAUUAAGUAUAUAAAGGCCUUAAAAGGUAACUUUCACCCGCUAGUCACAAGGUAAUGCACCAUACACUAAAGUAGGUUAUGUAUCACAUGUACCUCAGAAAUACACUGUACAUAUGUGUGAUCUUGAACACAUAUUUACAGAAAAGUUGGCAGAGGGGUUCCUUCUCAGUUUUGGGGUGAGUCAGUGUGACUGCUGGAAACAUGUCUGUCAUCUGAAGACAGUAACAUUACAAGAAAAAAGGAAAGGAAAACACAUUCAUGACAUCCAGUGGUGGAAAUUUAUGGACCAAUCAAGAGGAUGUGUUCAUAUUGGAGAGACAAUUUUCACAGUGGAGUUGGGAGUUCACAUAAUAUGCUGCGUUGGUGUUACUUGACUGGUAAGCAACAGUGUUAAGUUACGGGGUGUGGCUAAACAUCAAAACGAAGUUCUCUGCAUGAGUCAAGUAUACAAAGCAGCUUUCUAAAAGAUUUCUGAGGGGCCUUUAUGUCAGGCCUUGAUGAAAAACACAACAAAAAUGUGAAUGUAAACAAAAGCCACAUUUGUUUUAUUUCAAAACUAUGUUAAUUCCCUUUAAGUCUGCUUCACCUCUUUUACUUUGCACAGUGCGUGACACUCGCAGUAACACUCGCAGAUUAGUAGAUGCCUCCAAGGUCACAAGGUCAAAUGUGAAGCUAAACUGUAAAUAGUGACGCAUGCCAUUAGCUGUAAUUAGAAUAUUUUUGAUACAUGUAGACGGAUUGUUAAUACUGUAAUAACAUUUAGUCCCCCGAAAUAAAAGAGCUCUGUUUGUUCUUUAAGUGAUAGUGAAAGUUGAAAUAGUGAAAGCCCUUAUUUAUUUUUUGAAUCCAGAGUGUCCACAUUGCAAGGUGACCAAAUCUGAUUUGUUUGUUUGCAUUGUAAUCACAUUUGCUUGAAUAUUCAACAUUGGGUUUUGUGGUAAUGGAGCAGGAGUUCGAGUAGUCUGGGAGAGAGGAAAGUUAGCUACUUAGCUUGUUAACACCAGAUUUCAGUGUGGAUUUAGUUUUCCAUAAUGUGCAAUGGGGCUCAUUUAUCAAUCUUUUAGUAACUUUGUGUGUAAAUGUUUCCAUAGGCCAAACCAAACUAAAACAUCCUGCCAGAUUUACAAAAGCUUCAGUAACGAUGAUUUUCUUAGCAGUUGCCUGUGUAUAGCCACGCCCACAAACCUCAAGAAAAAGCAAAGAGCUGAAAAUCACAAAAUGGCUGUUAAACAGUGAAAGAGUACCUCCUAAGCACAGCAUCCACUAAAUCUUGCAGUAAUGCAGCGUGUCGUUUACCGCAGACACAAACUAACUCGUUCUGAUUUUAUAGGUCGCCAUUAAUUUCGUCCUAAAUGAGUAUCUAGUCUUAUUUUUUUGUCUUAAUUUAUGGAUUUGUUUUGGAAUGCUUUCUUUCAAGUCAUUAAUAUCAAACAACCAACAAGUGUCACAAAAUGUUCAGCAAAUUUGUGCACACGAUUGAAAUAAAUAUGCGGUUUAAACUUGCGAUGUUUAUAUAAAAUUGCAGCUACUCACCAAUUAUAGAUUAUGAUUUGAAGCCAGUCGAUUGGAGUCCACAUUAAUGCGUCUCCUUAUACGUAAACUUUACACAAACACAGGGGGUCUCAAAGGAUGCACAUAUUUUUCUGGAUUUUCAGAAAAAUGAAUACAUUCGUUCAUAUCCCGUUUGUUAAAUGAGGCCCAAUGAUUCUUGUUGCUUUCGCUGCGUCCAUAUUGUUGUUCUUUCAAAUUUCUAAUGAUAAGAAGGGCCACGCUGAAUGAUAAAAAAAAAAAUUAUCCUAUUUUUCAGUUAAGCAAAAAUGUAAUAUUUGAAAAAAUGUUAAUUAUCAUUCUUAAAUUAGGAAAAAUGUUAUAUUUGAUGUCGUAAUGGUUUAAAAAAACGAGCUGUAAAAUGUGAACCAAACAUAAAUAAUGCAAAUUAUAACAUCCAAGAACCUGUAAGCACAUUAUAUAUUUGUUUAGACAAAAAAUACCUGUAUUUUUUAAUAAGGAAAUAUGUUCAGUUGGAGUGGCACACUCCUGGGCUUUUGGUUUGAGCCUGAGCUUGGGUUACUGUCUGCAUGGAGGCUUUACUCCAUUUUCUCUGAAAAAGGUGGUGUCUCACCUCCCAAAAAAUGGCAGUAGGUAGACUGGUUACUUUAAAUUACUUCAUGCACUGUGAUGGAUUGGCGUUUCAUCUAGAGUGUAUAGGGAGACGUGUAUAUGUUAAGACAAAAGCAUAGCAGUUCUGUUAGAGCGUUUAUGAGAUUAUAGUUUUAUUGAGCAUAGAGAAUAAGCUGUCGAAAAAAAGAAACAUUGAUAACAGUAAUUGCCUGCUGGCUGCUCUGCUGUAUGUGAAGUAUAUUUUAAUUGUACUUAAUUGUAAUUGCCUUUAUAGUGCUUAAACAUAAAUGUUAUAAUAUUGGGGGGAGAUAUAACACAUUAUGCCCCAUCUAGGGUCUUCAAUAUUAUUCAUGCAUACACCUGUUCACUCUCAUGAUUAAUUCACCAUUUAAAUCUGCAUUAUUUUUCUUUAUCCAUACUUAUUUGGUGUCUGUGUGUGUCUGUGUGUGUCUGUGUGUGUCUGUGUGUGUCUGUGUGUGUCUGUGUGUGUCUGUGUGUGUGUGUCUGUGUGUGUCUGUGUGUGUCUGUGUGUGUCUGUGUGUGUCUGUGUAAUCUGCCCACUGCUUGUAUCACAAAUCUCUGGAGUCGAUCGGGCACAUCUGUCGGCUGAGAUGGAUCAUAAAUGGUGUGCAGUCCUUUAAUGCACUCAUUAAUUUGCCACCCUGUCAUUCAUGCGCUGGUUAUUUUUGGUUAUAAAACUUAUUUUUAUGCACAAGCCACAUUCCCUCACACACAGGCCCUGCCAAAAAACAAAUACGGCCCUGGUCCCUGCACACCACUUGAAACAGCCACGUUCUCAGGAUGGACUCUGGAUCCACCAUGACCCUGAAAACGUGAUUACUGAAGAGUAAUGGAAUUGAUUUACAAAAUGCUUUUUACGAAUGCUGCAGUAUAGCUACCACAAGACUAGAUUCCUGUACUAGUUAACAGGAACAGUAGUUUACAGUAGUUGUGGUAUAUUGAAUAUAAUAUAAUGUGUGUAAUAUUAAACUGAAUGUUGUAUUAAUAAUAAUAAUAAUAAUAAUAAUAAUAAUAAAAAUAAAAGAAGCUGCCUAGAAGUAGAAAGCGCCACUUGGCAUGGGCGAUAUGACAAAAGUAUGAUAGCACGUCUCUCAAAGACUUUUCUACGAUAUACGAUAUGCUUUGCAUUGUUGUGUAGAUUUGGUAGAUGUACUGUGUUAUAUUUCGAUAUAAAUGUUUUAUUAUUUAUGUUUUAUGUGUUAAGAUACUAUGAUAUAAUUUAUCACAAUAUCGAUAUUAUAUCAGCAUAUCACCCAGCCCUAGUGUGAAGCUUGGUACUGCCAUUUUCUAUACAGUCCAGAUAUCUUUUCAGACAUAUGUAUUCAAACAGACAUGACUUUAGACUGGCUCGAUUCAGCUCUUGACAGGAGAGGAGGAAACAGUGUGUGUGUGUGUGUGUUAGAGUCUGUGUGCGCGCGUGCGUGCGCGCGUGUGUGUGUAUUCACUUAAUGCGAGUGAGUGAAAGAUCAGGUCUAUUUCAUUGCGGUGCUUUGAAAUAUUUCUGUGCAUUAACAAUUUAUGUGCCUGCUUAUCAUGGACAGAUAUCUUAUUUAGCCUGACUCAGUCUUUCUGUGUGCAAACAUAGGUGUGUGUGUGUGUUGCUAUACUUGUGAGGUAUACACUGAAUGUGAAUAAAACCUACUUAUACCUACUUUUUUGUACCAUAGCUCACCAAGCAUGUGUUUUCUCCACGAAUCCCCAUGAUAUAACGCAUUGCUCAACUCCAAUAAUUUCAACGUCAAGCUGUUGAUAGAUACAUUUUAGCUCUCCAUCUAAUAUCUAGUAAAGUUCCGAUUUUGAUCGUUAGGUUUUGGUUACGUAUAAGGUCCAAGUGAAACUAGAGAUAUUUAUAGUGUCAGUGGUGUAGUUUCAGAGGUUUAUUUUCCCCCGGAAAUAUUUGAUGACAGUUCCAAAUGGUUAUUUAUGGCUGGUUUACAAAACACCAUACAUACAGUGCAGGAUUAACCAAUCAGGAUUGUUCCCAUUUCUGUUCGUAAGCUAAUUCUCUGCAUUAUUCCCAGGAUACUUCCCAGAUCCCAUGUACAAAUAAAAUAAAAAUAAAAGACUUGAAAGAACAAACUACACAGCACCAUGAGGAAAAAACCUGACAUUAACGAAUAACGUUGCUCUCUAAGCUCUGGGAAAGUGUUGUCGGAGAAGUACUGGAGUUUUACUGCAGGAGGAGAAAAAGCUAAGAUAUAUCCAUCCAUCCAUCCAUCUUCUAUACCGCUUAUCCUCUUCAGGGUCACGGGGGAACCUGGAGCCUAUCCCAGGGAGCUACGGGCACAAGACAGGGUACACCCUGGACAGGGUGGCUAAGAUAUAAUUUCCCCUUAUUACUACUGCAGAAUGUUAUUUGAAACAUUUUCAGUAGAACUGUCAUUAAGAUAUAGUAACAUUAUUAAUAUGCCAAGAUUGGUUGACAGGACAUGGUGCUUUUUAUAGAAUUAAACAACAAAUUCUGAAUCCCAUCACCGCUCCUACUGUUGUCUGGCAUCCUCCCAAAGUACAUGAGCACAUCGUUAUCAAUUCAGUUGCACAUUUCCUUAUCCUCCCCUGAAAUGAAUUCCUGGCUACACCACUGUAGUGUAUACAGCAUAUUAUCAGAAGUAUAGUAAUGCAAGUAUGUGUGUGUGUGUGUGUGUGUGUGUGUGUGUGUCUUUAGUAGUCAUUAUAGUAGUCAUUAUGUCAGCAAAAUUCAUAGUAGUCAUUAUGUCAGCAAAAUUCAAAAGACAUUUAUACGUUACACAGUGAAAUUGUACAAAACAUAUGAUUCCGAAACUCCAUAUAGAUAUCAAAUAUAUUGUGCAAAAACGUUGGUUGUUCAUUUGUCAAAUAUGAGCAGAUCUCUUCCAUAAUGCAGCUCUCACAUCAACUAAUUAUAAAUAUGCGUCAUUCUGUGGUGAUUUCUUUGAGGCCUCCAUGUAAAAUUUGGAUGUAUGCAUGAAUGGUGAAACAGCAUUUGUUGUUAAUAUGCUUUGUGAUACAUGUGACUAAUAUAAUUCAUCAUUAUUGCUGGAUUUGUGUCUGGAAUUUUUUUUUCUCAAUAAUCAUGUCAUGUGACAACUGGUAGAAAGGCCUUAUUGUGUAGGUAUCAUCAUCAUCUGUACUAUGAAAUAUUCCAGAGAGUGUAUAUAAUAUAAUGAAAAAGACCCCAUUUUGUAAUGUCCUGUGCUGAUGGCUUUGAUUCUUUAAUGUGCUUAAGUGUUUAUUAAAAUGGCUGACCGCGA
Ictalurus punctatus (channel catfish) is the source of this 7053-nucleotide messenger RNA. RefSeq names its product neuropeptide Y receptor Y8b (gene npy8br). The transcript has 2 exons. The record is from RefSeq and is a predicted model, not a curated record. Gene Ontology annotation, cellular component: plasma membrane; neuron projection. Lineage: Eukaryota; Metazoa; Chordata; Actinopteri; Siluriformes; Ictaluridae. Gene Ontology annotation, biological process: G protein-coupled receptor signaling pathway. Gene Ontology annotation, molecular function: neuropeptide Y receptor activity; neuropeptide binding. Bases 302 to 1435 code for a protein of 377 amino acids.